UCGGGUCCGCGUGCCCGCCGUAGCCUAGCAACGGCAGAGCAGAGUUUCCUCCUGAGCUGUAAAUAUCCGGUAAGAGCAGUGUCGGGCACGCACAAGGCGGAUUCUUGCGGCUCUCACUGUGAGGAGAUGGCGACGGUGAACGACUCGCGCCUGCUGCAGCAGCCCUCUCAGAAGGACGCAGCUGAUCAGAACUUUGAUUAUAUGUUCAAGCUCCUGAUUAUUGGCAACAGCAGUGUGGGCAAAACCAGCUUCCUGUUCCGCUACGCCGAUGACUCCUUCACCUCGGCCUUCGUCAGCACAGUAGGCAUCGACUUCAAGGUCAAAACUGUCUUCCGCAACAACAAGCGGAUCAAGCUACAGAUCUGGGACACAGCAGGACAAGAGCGCUACCGAACCAUCACUACAGCAUAUUACAGAGGAGCCAUGGGCUUUCUGCUCAUGUAUGAUAUCACCAACCAGGACUCGUUUAAUGCUGUACAGGACUGGGCUACCCAGAUUAAGACAUACUCAUGGGACAAUGCACAAGUGAUUCUGGUGGGGAAUAAGUGUGACCUAGAGGAUGACCGACUUAUUCCAACAGAAGACAGCCAGAGACUUGCUGAUGAACUAGGAUUCCAGUUCUUUGAAGCCAGUGCCAAAGACAACAUCAAUGUGAAGCAGGUGUUUGAGCGGUUGGUGGAUGUAAUCUGUGAGAAAAUGAAUGAAACUAUGGAGGGAGAUGGUGGUCUACUCACCAGUCUCAAAGACUCCAACGUGCAGGACUCGUCCACUGAAGGACAUAGCAGCUGUGCCUGUUAAAAUACCAAACCCUCACCAUCUUGCUUCCAUUCCACCCUAUAACCUGCACCCUUGUCUCAGUCCACCUAUUUUCAGAGACUUCAGACUAGCUGUCUGACUGACCAAGACUUACUCCUCUGGAUUAAGAUGUGUUCUGAUUCUAUAAUCAGACCUUUCCCACAUUUCUUUGGUAUCUGUCAAACCAGUAUUCUAACUCUGAUUCAUUUUGCCAAGCAAGUGAAAGUGAAUAGUCUGUACAGCAGCCAAUAUGCAUGAUGUCUCUAAUAAGUAUACCUGCUAAUAGAAAAAGGGUGUUUUGUGAUUUUUGCUAAACAUAUGGUUGUGGUAGGUGGAAGCAUUUUCGAACUUGAACUGAGGUGUAGAAUGCACAAAAUCACUUAAAAAUCUUCUUAAACCUUGUUGCAGCUCAUUUUAACUCCUCUUGUGACUGUAGUAAGAAAUACAUGGGCUGUUAGAGGUCUGUGUGCUAGCAGCUUACAGAGAUCAACAUCUGUCCAUCCACACCCAUCUGUUCUCUCUAGCCCUCACGCUCUCUGUUGGUCAUCUCUCUCUUCUGAAAAAGUUUGGUAGCGCUCUGUGGCUUAGUCCACAGUACGCGUUUGUGUCGCAUACAAGCCAAUAGCCCUGUUUUCAACUACUAAUCUGUACCAGAUUCGGCUAGUGUUCUGUUUUUUGUUUAGUUUAUUUAGUAAAAAUUUAGAUUAUUAUGAGCUUGUUUCUAGCCCUGUGAUGACCUGGUGACUUGUCCAGGGUGUACCCCGCCUUUUGCCCGUAGUCAGCUGGGAUAGGCUCCAGCUUGCCUGCAACCCUGUAGAACAGGAUAAAGCGGCUAGAGAUAAUGAGAUGAGAUGAGAUCUUGUUUCUUUUUCAUUUCAUUUCAUGUCAAAUAUUUUUCUGAAUGGGAAUGAUGGAAAUGGUUAUUCUAGUAACAAUUGCUAAUAAAAUGCUGCAUGUAGCUCAAUGGAAAUAAUUCAGGCACCAUCAUAGAAGCUUUUGAAUUAAUGUUCUAAACCUGUUACACUAAGUAUUGAAUACAUUGAACUCUUCCUGCUUUUUGUAUAUUGCAUAGAAAUUCAUAGUUAAACAUCACUUAUUUUCACAACAUCUCAUUUCAGCAUAAAGCCAGUGUCAUUAUCUUAAGUAUUACAUUAAUGUACUAGUUGCUAAUGUGAACCAUAUGAAUUUGGUAUGCUUUAAAUUUUUAAGCUUUUAAGUGGUGUUUGUUUAAACCAUCAAUGCAAGACCAGACGUAUAUGCUAAGGGCUUGUGGAGGUGACAGAGGGUUAUGUGUAUCACAUGUUUAUGUACUUGUAAACUUUUUUUUUCUUUAAUUUGUUACCAGUGUUUUGUUUGUACAACAUACCACCCGUACCUACAUCCAUAUCACUCGUCACAGUUGUGAAGUACAGAAGAGAACCUGUACUAUUGUGUGGCAGAAUCGUUCAGUAAGUCAGAAUGUGCAGAUUACAUGGCUUGUAUGCUUUAUAUAUUCAGGGAUUGCUCUGAAACCUGCAGUAUGGUGAUGGUCAGACUCUGUACUAAACUCUCAUGUAAUCACCUAGUGCCAUACUGGGACAGAAUGUGCAUAUUGCCAACCUCAAAACCUCUUGCAUAUAUUGGCUUGUAUAAAGUUUUCUGGUAUCAGGACUGCUUUCCAGGCCUAAAUUACCUCGUGAUGUGACCUGGGCGGUGUGAUAACAGAAACCAGAGAAAACCCUCUGCAGCAUCUCAUCGAAUCUCCACCCGUUCCUGCUGUCUUUUCUCUAUCAAUCACCAAACAUACAGUCAACUGUUAUGAUCUGUCAGCACCAUUCAGCAGAGAUAUUCUGGUCUAAAAAAAUUUCUUUAAUAUGCUGUGUGGUGUGUGGUUUUUUUUUUUUCUUCCUUUUCUCUCCCCUCUCUUUUCUUUUUGGUCUCUGGAAUGUCUCAUACAUACUGUACCAUUUAAUAAAGUUCCUGAUUCCUGCCA
This is a messenger RNA of Neoarius graeffei (lesser salmon catfish), 2767 nucleotides long. It is a transcript of the gene rab3db, whose product is annotated as RAB3D, member RAS oncogene family, b. The coding region runs from base 127 to 798 and encodes 223 amino acids. The transcript is spliced from 5 exons. NCBI's taxonomy places the organism in Eukaryota, Metazoa, Chordata, Actinopteri, Siluriformes, Ariidae. Gene Ontology annotation, biological process: protein localization to plasma membrane; protein secretion; regulation of exocytosis. Gene Ontology annotation, molecular function: GTPase activity; GTP binding. Gene Ontology annotation, cellular component: synaptic vesicle; plasma membrane; endosome. The record is from RefSeq and is a predicted model, not a curated record.